Selaginella moellendorffii is the source of this 741-nucleotide messenger RNA. RefSeq names its product pentatricopeptide repeat-containing protein At4g02750-like. The coding region runs from base 1 to 741 and encodes 246 amino acids. The transcript has a single exon. Gene Ontology annotation, molecular function: RNA binding; protein binding. The record is from RefSeq and is a predicted model, not a curated record. Gene Ontology annotation, biological process: RNA modification. Lineage: Eukaryota; Viridiplantae; Streptophyta; Lycopodiopsida; Selaginellales; Selaginellaceae.
AUGCCGCAGACGGACAUAGUGUCUUGGAACACUUAUCUCGCCAUUUGCAUGAAUUUUCGGAAAUUGGAGGAGGGUAAGUUCGUGUAUGAUAAUAUGCCGCAGAGAGAUGCAUCUUCUUGGUCUUCCAUGAUCACAGCAUAUGCCCAAGAAGGGUAUCUUGCAGAGGCGAGGGCGGUUUUUGAUUCACUGCCUUUCCAAUAUCCAGUAGGAAGGACGUCAAUCAUGGUUGGUUAUGCUCAAACUGGAAACCUUGAUGCCGCUUACAAGAUCUUCCAAGAGACACCACAGCGAGACCUGUUUGCAUGGAAUGCAAUGCUCGCAAUGUUUGCCCAAGACAGCGAGAAGCAAACCAAAACCAGAGGGAUGCUUGACGAGCUCAAACUCACCGACAAUCCAGACGAGUUCUGCUUCACGGCAGCGCUGGUUUCGUGCAGCCAUGGCGGGAAGGUUUCUCGAGCAAGGAGCUACUUGGCGUUGAUGAGCUGUGACUAUGGAGUGCCUCCAACCAAGCUCCACUACAGCUGCAUGGUGGAUCUCCUGGGACGGACUGGAUAUCUCCAAGACGCGCGCGAGCUCAUGGAAUCCAUGCCUUUCACCGCCGAGGCAUCGGAUUGGAUUGGCUUUGCGGGAGCUUGCAGCAGCCAUAGCUCCCGCUUCCGCGGAUCGAAGCUCGCGCUUGGGUUGGAUCCCAGCAACGCAACGGGGCACAUCCUCGUCUCGAACAUCCUGUGCAUGGGCUGA